Molecule: messenger RNA, 1308 nt
Organism: Linum tenue
Lineage: Eukaryota; Viridiplantae; Streptophyta; Magnoliopsida; Malpighiales; Linaceae
Source: the annotation of a GenBank genome assembly
CCCGCCCAAUUAUGGCGGCUGCGCCCAAAAAAGCUUCGUCAAACAUCCUCCACCGAAACCACCACCGUCAGUCGCCACCAUCAUUCAUUCAAUUCAACCAGUCCGACCGUGCUUUUCUCAUUUUCUCUCUCCACCGUCUCGCCGGCUGACUUCUUCUCCAAACUCCGGAACUCAAUUCUUCUCUACGCCGACGACACCCACCUGCCGAAGCCGAAGCAGCAUCGCUCUGUCACUCAAAAGGUUACCCUAUCCCUUCGGGAGGAAGAGAAGAAGUUAAAGAUGGUAAAAGCAUACACACAGGAGCAUGUCUACAAGCAUCCAUGGGAGAGGGUAACAUCAGCAUCAUGGCGAAAGUACUCCGACCCGGAGAACAAGCGAACAUUAAACCACGUCCUCGCUGUGGACACGCUGAACCAGAAGCUCGACUCUCAGACUGGGAAGCUCUACACUACUCGUGCACUGAUCAUCCACGCACCGGGGCCCUGGUUCAUACGCAAGAUCGUGGGGCAGGACAUCUGCAACUGCGUGGAGUCGACGGUCGUGGAUGGACGGAACAAGUCAAUGCAGCUCACGACUCGUAACAUUAGCCUCGAGAAAUUCAUCGAGGUGGAAGAGCGCAUAAGGUACGAGCCUCACCCGGAUAACCCCAGUGGGUGGACGGUUUGCAAGCAGCAGACGAGCAUUCGUAUCAAGCCAUUCUCUGCUCUGGCAUCAAUGGCCGAGAAGUUGGAGCAGAAGUGCGCGGAGAGGUUCAUGAAGAACAGCGUGAAGGGGAGGGAGGUUAUGGAGAGGAUCUGUAAGUAUCUUGAAUCUGAACCCGCCUCGGGAGUAUCAUUGUAAUGCCUUGAGUUAUUGAAGUCCUAGAAUCAGUUUGUAAAGAUGUUGGUGAUUAGAGGGUUUUGACUAGAGGGGAGUGACAGUGUGAUUUAACACAAUGCAAGCAAAACUAACAUAGAUUACUUUGGGCUGGGAACUGCAGGAAAUUGUUGUUCAUGUUCAGUUCAAUUACGAUGUAUUUUACUUUCUUCUCGAGAAUGAUAGAAUCGUAUCAGCUUGUUCAUCGGUAUGUGGUUGAACCAGCACGACGAAGUAACAGUUGAUUUGCUAGUUGAAACAAGAUCUGGCAGGUUCGUUUGGAGGCCCCUCAAACUCUGAAGCCUGCCUGCCAUUUAGGCAUUUACUAUUCACAAUGACCAAUCUACUUCACAAGUUGGUUGGCAUGAGCUGUCAUAUUGUACCGAGUUAACAGAGAGAUGCCCACCAUGAACAUGAUUGCGCCAUAGGCUAUGCUUCAUCCCUCAUUUCCUC